Messenger RNA from Marmota flaviventris (yellow-bellied marmot), 381 nucleotides. NCBI's taxonomy places the organism in Eukaryota, Metazoa, Chordata, Mammalia, Rodentia, Sciuridae. The record is from RefSeq and is a predicted model, not a curated record.
AUGGUGGCCGCAAAAAAGAUGAAAAAGUCUCUGGAGUCAAUCAACUCUCGGCUCCAGCUUGUUAUGAAAAGUGGAAAGUAUGUACUGGGGUACAAGCAAACUCUGAAGAUGAUCAGACAGGGCAAAGCGAAAUUGGUCAUCCUCGCCAACAUCUGUCCAGCUUUGAGGUUAUCUGACAUAGAGUACUAUGCCAUGUUGGCCAAAACUAGUGUCCAUCACUACAGUGGCAAUAAUAUUGAAUUGGGCACAGCAUGUGGAAAAUACUACAGAGUGUGCACACUAUCUAUCAUUGAUCCAGGUGAUUCUGAUAUCAUUAGAAGCAUGCCAGAACAGACUGGUGAAAAGUAAAACAUGUAAAUUUUUUCUUUAAUAAAACUUGGC